CAACAUUCUCAUCCUCGAGAAUCUGCUUGAGAGUUUUGAGACAUCUUUUCCAACGUUAACUUCUCUUUCUCUGCCCCAAGGGGCGAUUUUGAACUUCAAAAAGUUCUCCAAUGUCCCUAGUUUUUUAACUAAUUCAUUGUUUUUAUAAGCAUAUCUCAAGAGCUGGAUAUAAGCGCCGCUGCUCGGAAGCUGGAAUGUACAGUAUUUUGGCAAUCAAAUUAAUACAUACAUUUGAGGUUUCAGAUCCAAUCUAGAUGAAGUCGCUUCCCUUCCUGAUUCUGUUCUUCGCCGCCUCUCUCUCUCUCUCCACAGGAACAUGGGGUAAACUCCUUGAUACUGGUUCUGCAGCACCCCUUGAUCGUAAUGAUCCAAAUUAUGACAGCGGUAAGGAGCUUUAUUAGUUAGUAGGUGCAACUUUUUCUUCCCCACUUGAUGACUACAAAAGGGCUGUGACAUCAAUCAUUGAGGAGUAUUUCACCACAGGAGAUGUUGAGCUUGAGGCUUCCGACCUCAGAGAUCUUUGUUUGGAUGAUGAGUAUCACCAUUAUUUUAUUAAGAAAUUGAUUUCUAUGGCAAUGGAUAGGCAUGCCAAGGAGAAAGAAAUGGCUUCAGUUUUACUUUCGGCUCUUUAUGCUUAUGUAAUAAGCGCAUGUCAGAUUAGCCAAGGUUUUAUUAUACUUCUUGAGUCGGCAGAGGAUUCGGCAGUUGACAUAUUUGAUGCAGUUGAAGUAUUGGCUCUUUUCAUUACUCGAGCUGUUGUUGAUGAUGGAUUACCUUUUGCAUUUCUCAACAGAGCGAAGAAAGUGCUUCCUGAAAAUUCUAAGGGGUUUCAGGUUGUUGAAAUUGCUGAAAAGAACUAUCUUUCAGCUCCUCGUCAUGCUGAGUUAGUUGAGCGCAAAUGGGGAGGUAGUACUCACCUCACUGUUGAAAAAAUGAAGAAAAAGAUAUCAGAUCUAUUGAGAGAAUACAUUGAAAGUGGAAAUACAGGAGAGACUGGGUUGUUGCAUUAGGG
Phalaenopsis equestris is the source of this 1012-nucleotide messenger RNA. Its product is annotated as programmed cell death protein 4-like. Lineage: Eukaryota; Viridiplantae; Streptophyta; Magnoliopsida; Asparagales; Orchidaceae. The record is from RefSeq and is a predicted model, not a curated record. Gene Ontology annotation, biological process: negative regulation of DNA-templated transcription.